This is a messenger RNA of Solenopsis invicta (red fire ant), 438 nucleotides long. RefSeq names its product protein stunted. Gene Ontology annotation, molecular function: proton-transporting ATP synthase activity, rotational mechanism. The transcript is spliced from 4 exons. The coding region runs from base 130 to 303 and encodes 57 amino acids. Gene Ontology annotation, cellular component: mitochondrial inner membrane. The record is from RefSeq and is a predicted model, not a curated record. Lineage: Eukaryota; Metazoa; Arthropoda; Insecta; Hymenoptera; Formicidae. Gene Ontology annotation, biological process: proton motive force-driven mitochondrial ATP synthesis.
UGGCUACAGAUACACGCAUGCGCGAUUCACCAAAGUUAUUUCUCCUGCCGUAUUAGCGCUACGGCUGUGUCAUCUGUCGUCAAGAUUUUCCUCGUCUUUUGUCGAAUACUUAUAAUUAACAAAAAAAAAAUGUCAGCGUGGAGACAGGCAGGAUUGAAUUACAUCAAUUAUUCUCAGAUCGCAGCUAGGUUAGUCAGGCAAGCUUUGAAAGCUGACUUUAGGGCAGAGGCUGUUAAACGUGAUGAAGUCAAUGUGAGGUUUACUCAAUGGAAAGAUGGGAAACCUGUCACUGAAAAGAUGUGAUCGUAAUGAUCAAAAAAGAUGCCUAGAUGACAAUAUCACAGAUGGAUGCAAGAGCCAUCCAAUAUACAUUUAUAGCCAUAAGUAUGUAUGAGGAUCUCUGUCUCUGUAUAAAAUAAAAACAUUCUUCGCACUGUG